AUGUUUAAAGAUGAGCGAUUCAAAAGGAAAUAUGCUGAGAGAUUACGCAAUUUAAUAAAUCAACACAGGUUUAUUUUAAAUAAUACUUUAGAGCUGCGUAACAUUCUAAGUGGCCCGAUGUUGUGUCAACUGGCGGUGAGCACAAUAUUGAUUUGUUCCAUCGCAUACCAAGUUAUUUUGUCCAUAUCUGUGAACUUGACUAAAUGCCUGAUGAGUCUUUUUUACCUCGGAUAUAACAUGACAAUACUUUAUGUACUUUGUAGUUGUGCCGAGGAAGUGACGAUACAGAACGAGGGCAUCGGUACGGCAUUGUAUUGCUCGGGCUGGGAACGCGGUUUGGCAACAAUUCCCGGAGUACGAUCCAGCCUCCUGUUAAUCCUCACACGUGCUAACAAACCGCUCGUCCUUACGGCCGGGGGCAUGUAUGAUCUGUCAUUGGCUUCUUAUGCCAAUUUGGUGAAAACAUCGUACAGCGCUUUGACCGUACUACUACGAUUCCGCCAU
Molecule: messenger RNA, 504 nt
Organism: Iphiclides podalirius (scarce swallowtail)
Lineage: Eukaryota; Metazoa; Arthropoda; Insecta; Lepidoptera; Papilionidae
Source: the annotation of a GenBank genome assembly